UUCCCACUCCUUCAAUCUCAAUAAAUACGCUCAGCCUCUCAAUUCUUCCUCACAACCGAUUUUCCCAUUUUCCCAUUUCUUCAAGCUUGUUUCCUCUUUCCCGCAAGAUUCUCACAAGCUCAACGCGGGAUUUUCACUUUUGAUUUGCAGAGUAGCAAAGCAACAAUGGCGUCCGGAAACAGGGUAGAUCUAGAUGGCAACCCCAUUAAGCCAAUCACCAUUUGCAUGAUUGGCGCUGGUGGGUUCAUUGGCUCUCACCUCUGUGAGAAGCUUAUGGCUGAAACCCCUCACAAAGUGCUUGCUCUUGAUGUUUAUAGUGACAAGAUUAAGCACCUUCUUGAGCCCGAUUCGCUCCCUUGGGCCGAUCGUAUUCAGUUCCACCGUCUCAAUAUCAAGAAUGAUUCCCGGCUCGAAAGCCUCAUUCGAAUGGCAGAUCUGACGAUAAAUCUUGCUGCGAUCUGUACUCCUGCCGACUACAAUACGCGUCCUCUUGAUACCAUCUACAGCAAUUUCAUCGACGCAAUUCCUGUGGUGAAAUACUGUUCUGGGAACAACAAGCGUCUGAUUCACUUUUCAACUUGCGAAGUGUAUGGUAAGACAAUUGGAAGCUUUCUUCCAAAAGAUAGCCCUCUUCGUCAGGAUCCAGCAUAUUAUGUUUUGAGUGAGGAUGCUUCUCCUUGCAUCUUUGGUCCCAUCGAGAAGCAAAGAUGGUCUUAUGCAUGUGCUAAGCAAUUGAUCGAGAGGCUGAUUUAUGCUGAGGGUGCGGAAAAUGGGCUGGAUUUCACAAUUGUAAGACCCUUUAACUGGAUCGGACCAAGGAUGGACUUCAUUCCUGGCAUUGAUGGCCCAAGUGAGGGUGUUCCAAGGGUUCUAGCUUGCUUUAGCAAUAAUCUCCUACGCCAUGAGCCACUGAAGCUCGUGGAUGGUGGCCAAUCCCAAAGAACUUUUAUAUACAUCAAAGAUGCAAUCGAAGCAGUUCUUUUGAUGAUUGAAAACCCAGCGAGGGCCAAUGGUCAAAUCUUCAAUGUGGGCAACCCCAACAAUGAAGUGACAGUGAAGCAGCUCGCUGAAAUGAUGACCGAGGUUUAUGCAAAGGUAAGCGGGGAACCUUCGCUCGAGACACCGACGGUCGAUAUAAGCUCUGAAGAAUUCUAUGGUGUGGGUUAUGAUGACAGUGACAAGAGAAUUCCUGAUAUGACCAUCAUCAACAAGCAACUUGGUUGGAACCCGAAGACAUCACUCUGGGAUCUGCUGGAAUCAACUCUGACCUAUCAACAUCGAACAUACGCCGAGGCGAUCAAGCAGGCGACAGCAAAACCAGCUGCAUCCAGCUAGAGAAUGUGAUACUCUUCUCUUUUUGGUCAUAUUUUUUCUUCUUCUCAGGCUCUUUACAGGAGUUUUAUUUGUAAUAUGUGGCUGUGUCCAAGCUUUUCUCCAAUUCUUUUCUGAGAUUAUAACUAUAUGUUGAUGGAUGAGUCCCACAUUAGUAACAUUUUUUUUUUCUUCUUGAUUUUGAAAUGUGUUAGUUGGAUAGGUGAUAUGUGUAGCCCUGUUGGGGAAGACUCUGUUAUAUGUAAAAUGAUUGAAUUUCAAGCUUGGACUUACAAGUUAAGGGAGAAUACAAGUAAUCCACUGCUUUUCUGUCCA
This is a messenger RNA of Benincasa hispida (wax gourd), 1647 nucleotides long. Its product is annotated as UDP-D-apiose/UDP-D-xylose synthase 2. The record is from RefSeq and is a predicted model, not a curated record. NCBI's taxonomy places the organism in Eukaryota, Viridiplantae, Streptophyta, Magnoliopsida, Cucurbitales, Cucurbitaceae. Gene Ontology annotation, molecular function: carboxy-lyase activity.